Messenger RNA from Aspergillus ruber CBS 135680, 3734 nucleotides. RefSeq names its product putative exocyst complex component Sec15. The transcript has 14 exons. Gene Ontology annotation, biological process: exocytosis; Golgi to plasma membrane transport; intracellular protein transport. Bases 159 to 3734 code for a protein of 1191 amino acids. NCBI's taxonomy places the organism in Eukaryota, Fungi, Ascomycota, Eurotiomycetes, Eurotiales, Aspergillaceae. The record is from RefSeq and is a predicted model, not a curated record. Gene Ontology annotation, molecular function: mannose-ethanolamine phosphotransferase activity. Gene Ontology annotation, cellular component: membrane; exocyst.
ACUCAGUGCAUAACAGAUUCUUUUUUCGUUUUGUAUUGCUGCUAUCCUAUUUUCAUAUCUUUAAUGACAUCUCUAAUUCGUUCCAAUUAAAGCAGCGCAGCUUGGGGUUGGUUCUAUGCGCUUGAGACACCCCUGGUAGACUCGAUUUGUUCCGAAGGAUGGCUGUUCUCCCAUGGAACUGGGCAAUAUGGCUUGCCAAUUUACUUAUUCCAGUAGCCAUUCUGGUCUUUUCAUCGGGAUUCUUUCCAUAUAAACCAUUGCUUCCAGGGUUAGCGACAUUUGAGGAGGCCAAUGGCAGUAGUAGGCCACCCGCAAUAUUUGAUAAAGUCAUCUUCAUGGUGGUGGAUGCAUUGCGCAGCGAUUUUGCCUUUUCUAGUAAUUCGGGAUUUGCCUUUGCCCAAAGCUUGAUUCGAUCUGGUGCCGCGCUCCCAUUUACCGCUCAUGCGAGCUCUCCAACGGUCACAAUGCCUCGGUUGAAGGCUAUAACAACAGGAUCGGUCCCGUCGUUUCUAGACGUAAUCCUGAAUAUCGCCGAGUCCGAUACAUCCUCUACUCUCGCCUACCAAGACACGUGGCUCGCUCAGCUAAAAGCACGAGAUAAUAGGCUCGUUAUGUAUGGCGACGACACCUGGCUCAAGCUUUUUCCUGGGAUGUUUGAUAGGGCUGAUGGGACCACAAGUUUCUUUGUGUCGGAUUUUACCGAAGUUGAUAACAAUGUGACACGCCAUAUUCCCGAAGAGCUUCAACAUAGUGACUGGUCCGCACUCAUUAUGCAUUACCUAGGACUGGAUCAUAUUGGGCAUAAGGCAGGACCCAAAAGUCCAUACAUGAUGUCAAAGCAAGAGGAGAUGGAUUCCAUCGUCUCCCAGGUAUAUUCAGCCAUGGAACAGGAAGAGCAUCUCCAGUCAACUCUUUUCGUUCUGUGCGGGGAUCACGGUAUGAAUGAUGCCGGUAACCAUGGUGGUUCAUCCGCUGGUGAAACUUCAGCAGCCUUACUUUUCGUGUCUCCAAAAUUCAAAUCUAGGGAAGUUCAGAAAGAAAGCCCCGUGGAAGCGACCAACGAACUGCAAUACUAUCGUACCGUCGAGCAGACGGACAUUACACCGACUUUGGCUGGGCUCCUUGGAUUGCCUAUUCCAUUGAAUAGUUUGGGAGUUUUCAUCCCGGAACUACUGGUAAUGUGGGAUCAUGAACCACAUACGGACGAUGUGUCCGCUUCUAUUCAGGCAGUUCUUUUGCGCUUUUUGAGGAUCUCCCAAAAUGUGAUGAGCAGCACCGCCGGAAAUUACGAUGUCAAAAGACUCUAUCUAGGUAUUUCUAUCACAGGCAUUGCUGCUCUGCUUUCCUUCCCUGCGACAUACAAAUUGCUAGCGAGAUCCCAUCAUCCAGGAUCAUUCCUCUUGUUCAGUAUUUUCGGUUAUGGCGCUAUGAUGUUUGCUAGUAGCUAUGUGGAGGAAGAGCAACAGUUUUGGUAUUGGAUCUUCACUGGAUGGAUAUUUUACCUACACAUUAUCAUAUCUCCUCCCGAUACGGACUACCUUGAUCAAUUGAUUCCUUCGAUCCGAGAAUAUAGUGUCGGGAAUCGCACGCCCCAACUUCUACAAUCGCUGGCCAAGUUUGCCAAUGAUAAGGAAGCUGAAAUCGAGACUAUAUGUAACACCAAUCAUCAAGAGUUUGUCACUUCCGUUAACCAGCUUCUCCGCAUACGGGAAGGGACUGUGAGCCUGACGGCCGAGAUUCUGGACCUGAAUCAGUCGAUCCAAACCAGUACGGAGCGGCUAGCCGAGCAGAAGAAGGCAUUGGUUGAAUCACGGAGUCAUCGUCAAAACAUUGAUGAGACUUCUCAUGCCAUACAAGAUUGCCUAGAGGUAUUACGCCUCGCGAAUCAAGUUCAUGACUUGCUUGCCAAGAAGAAUCACUAUGCAGCUCUACGUGCCAUUGAGGAAUUGCAGAAUGUACACCUCAAAGGAGUUACUCAGUAUAAAAUUGCAGAAAUGAUCCAGCGUUCAGUGCCGACGACGCAGAGAGCGAUAGCCGAAGCAGUCAUGUCUGACUUGAAUACUUGGCUCUAUCGGAUUCGUGAGAUGUCGCAGUACCUGGGCGAAAUAGCGCUAUACCACACGGAUUUGCGGAAAUCUAGGCAAAAAGAGAGAGCGCAGAAAAUUCCAUACUUGGGAAAUUUCAAACUGAACUCAGCUAUCGAGUUAGUAUCUGACGAGGAUGAAGAAUAUGACUUGCUGCAGAAUGAUGAACUUCAAGUGGAUUUUACACCACUCUUUGAAUGCUUGCACAUCCACCAGUCACUUGGACACAUGGAUAAGUUCAGACUUGAAUACGCAAACACACGUCGGCGACAAAAGGAACUUUUGAUCCCAUCAUCAAUAACCCUAAUCGACGAAGAUGGGGCCGGUCUACACAAUUUCCUUGAGGAGAUAGUAGGUUUUGCGAUUGUGGAACGGUCUACUAUGAAAAGGGUCGGUGAGCUCUGGGAUUCAAUGUGCCAAACCGCUGUCAGUUUGAUAUCGAAGGCGCUCUAUGAAGUUGACAAUGCUGAGAGUCUACUAAAAAUAAAAAACCUCAUCGCAUUAUUCAUGCAAACAAUGAACACUUGGGAGUUUCCAGUCGGGAUCUUCGAUGGAUUCUUGUUGACCCUUUUUGAAAAAUAUGCCGAGCUUCUCAAGAAGAGAUUCAGCGACGAUUUCCAGGAGAUCGUAUCUACGGAUGAUUACAUGCCUAUGCCAAUACAGAGCUCGGAGGAAUAUGCCAAAGUCCUCAAUGUUAGCUGGUAUAACCCCGAAAAACCACAGGAAGAGCAAGUAUUUCCAUGCGUUUUACCAUUCUCUCAAAUGUAUCCGCUCUGUUGCAUCGAUAUUCGUAAUUUCCUGAAUCAGUUUUAUUUUUUCGCGAAUGAUGAUUUCUCUCAUCCAAAUGUCAUCGACGAUACGUUGAAAGAUGCCCUGGAUGAACUUCUAUCGAACAAAGUAUGCGACACACUUGUUGAGCGUCUCGCUUCCCAGUAUUUGGGUCAGAUUGUUCAAAUUCUCAUAAAUCUAGAGCAUUUUGAACUGGCCUGUCAUGAACUUGAGUCGCUGCUUGCUGCUGCGAGGUCACAAAACUCUGCUGGCGGAUCAAUCGCUUUGAGAGCGACGGAAAAGUUUAGAACAAACAAGAAAGCCGCAGAAAAGCGUAUAUUCGAGGUCGUCAAUUCUAAGAUCGAUGAUCUCAUUGAGACCGCAGAAUACGAGUGGAUGGCACCUGUACCUCCUACGGAGCCCAGCAACUUCAUGCAAACCCUGACCCGGUUUCUAUCUAAUAUAAUGAACUCGACAUUACUCGGGCUACCAACAGAAAUCAAGGAAUUGAUUUAUUUUGAUGCUCUGAGUCAUGCUGCAAAUAUGAUUCUAGCACAACCCCUCUCAUCAGACGUGAAAAAGAUCAAUCCUAAUGGCGUCAUGGCUCUCGCAAAGGACGUUGAAUAUCUCACUGAGUUUGUUGACAGCCUUGGGGUCCCUAUUCUACGGGAGAAUCUUGAUGAGCUACAGCAAACGGUACAGUUGAUGCAAGCGGACAAUACGGACGAAUUCUAUGACAUAUCCACGAGGAACAAAAAAUAUGGCCGUGUGGAUGCAUUGAAUGGCCCUGUCUUACUAGAAAAGCUCACACGCACAGUCCAAAGCCCCAUGAAAACCGAUAAAUUCUCAACACUCUCAUCAAGAUUCGGAAAGAAGUCCUGA